GAGAGAGAGAGAGAGAGAGAGAGAUAUGAAAUGAAGAGAAGUUACAGCGUUUCAGAGGAAAAGAGAAAGUAGUCCAACCCUAGUGCAAGAAGUGCAAAGUACAAGAGACGACAAGUUGUUGGCAAAGAAAGGGAAUAUUAAUGCGCCUACUACUGUUGAUAUUGGAGGGAAAUCAACAGCUUGCCUGCCGGUAUGUCAGCUGAAAAAUUGAAAGAGCUGAAGGAGGGAAGACCCAAGCUUUUUGAUUUCCAAGGCAUAUCCAUGAUCAACUACUUCACAGAUAACUGGGAAAACGUCCAAAACUUUCAAACUCGACCAGAUGAUAUUCUCAUCGCAACCUACCCGAAGGCAGGAACAACAUGGGUGUCCUACAUCCUCGACUUGCUCUACUUUGGUAAGGACAUGCCAGAGAGACAGACAACGCUGCCCAUCUACGAGAGGGUGCCCUUCUUGGAGUUCGCAGUUCCUGUAAUGCCCACAGGUACAGAACUGGCUGAUGCUCUCCCCACCUCCCCCCGCCUGAUCAAGACCCACCUGCCCGUCCAGCUUGUCCCCAAUGGUUUCUGGGAAAAGAACUGCAGGAUGGUGUACGUAGCCCGUAAUGCCAAAGACAACGCCGUCUCCUACUACCACUUUGACCGUAUGAACCAGGUGCAGCCAGAGCCGGGAGACUGGAGUACCUACAUAGAAAACUUCAUGCAGGGAAAAACUGUGUUUGGGCCCUGGUACGACCACGUGACAGGCUGGUGGGAGAAGAAGCAGACACACUCAAAUAUCCUCUACCUGUUCUAUGAGGACCUCAUUGAGGAUACCAGUCGUGAGCUGGAGCGUCUGUGCUCCUUCCUGGGCUUGUCGACCUCCUUGGAGGAGAGGGAGCGCAUCAGAGGAGGAGUGCAGUUUGACGCCAUGAAGGCAAACCCCAUGGCCAACUACUCCACCAUCCCGGUCAUGGACUUUAAAAUAUCCCCUUUCAUGCGCAAAGGGAAGGUGGGCGACUGGAAGAACCACUUCACGGUGGCGCAGAAUGAGAAGUUUGUCGAACACUACAAAGAGAGGAUGAAGAACAGUACAGUGGCAUUCCGCACACAAACCUAAACUUGUGGAAGAGAAGAGGAGAGGAGAGAAGAGAAGAUAUGUUUCUCCUGGCUGGGUCGUCUUGACCGCAAACUCAUCUAAUCCAUUCAUAUCCUGUGGCUUUCAGCAUUACGUGUAUGUGUAUUCCAGGAGAGUGUUGGGCAUUCCGUAACAGUAUGUCUAUUCCUGGAGAAAGUAUGAGAUUUGAAGAUGAAAAAGGCAUUUUGGCCAAUUGCCAACUCAGUGGUUGCUUGUAAAGGCUCAAAUGUCUUGAAAUUCUCAUUUCAACUACAGAGAGCCUGGCUCUCCAUGUACUGUCCUACCGUGGGGGCCCAGGGCCCAUGGAAUUCAGAUUACCACUUAAGAAUCGAUUUGGCAGGUAUUAUUGUAAGGAUCAAAAUUACCUUUUAAAGCACAUUAUAGGGCUUUUAAAGGCUGUGGCAUCAAAGAACAAAGCUCAGUGGUUUUGGAGAAGUUAUCAGACUCGGAUCUCAGCUCAAAAAAUAAGAUCUGUAAAAAUAUCUGGAAAUAACAUUUUCAACCAUUCAUAUGUGAAUAUUGAUAAUGUGCAUAGCUUUCACUUAUUUUAUAUGUGUAAUGACCGGCUAAUAUUUGCAUAUUGUGUAUUCUUCUUUAUUUUUUAAAUUGCACCUCAAAUAU
This is a messenger RNA of Engraulis encrasicolus (European anchovy), 1734 nucleotides long. Its product is annotated as cytosolic sulfotransferase 3-like. Bases 193 to 1095 code for a protein of 300 amino acids. The transcript has 8 exons. NCBI's taxonomy places the organism in Eukaryota, Metazoa, Chordata, Actinopteri, Clupeiformes, Engraulidae. The record is from RefSeq and is a predicted model, not a curated record. Gene Ontology annotation, cellular component: cytoplasm. Gene Ontology annotation, molecular function: aryl sulfotransferase activity. Gene Ontology annotation, biological process: sulfation.